AUAAACCUUCAUAAUGAGUGGAGUUUCGCGCACGAGAGUCAACGAAACACUUUCUUCGCAGUCUCUCUCUCUCUCUCUGUGGCGGCUUGGCUCUCAAGCACUUUAAUUAUUCGUUGUAGCAAGUUGACCAUUCUUUUCCAUACUUUAAUUCCAAUGGAUUCAAGUGGUUUUCGUUGUCGUAUAUCGGAACGAUUCAGCAAUGGUUCUGACUUCAAUUUCUCCGUCAGUCUUCCCAAUCUUGUGAUCCAAGUCAACUUCAUCUUCGUUCCCUCCCACUUUCUUCCGACGUUAAUGUUCUCAAGUUUGUAUUGUCUCCGCAACCUCCCACAUUCAGAUCCCAAUUCCUCUUUCUUCGGUUUCCUUGUUCAUAGAUUCGAUCUGGUUCGUCUCCCGAUAAUCUCUUUCGGCUUUAUUUUGGUUGCCCACAAAGUGUUUGAUCUUUGAUGUCGCCUAAUUUUGGAUUUUGAGUUCUGGGUUUUGCACAAGCUGUCGGAAAGUUGAUCGGACUGGCUUCAAGUCUCGAGCUUUUUCGUUGAUUUGUUUGUCUCAAUGGCGUGUCAUCCUGUUUAUAAUGAAAAUCUAUCAUUUGGAGGAUCAAGCCAUGGUCAGGGCCAACAAUCUGUGCCGUUUGCGACGAAUAGCGGAUCGUUGAGGGUUCUGUUAUUACACGGGAACUUGGACAUCUGGGUUAAGGAGGCUAAAAACCUCCCUAACAUGGAUAUGUUCCACAACAAGCUCGGCGAGAUAUUUUCCGGUUUUGACAAGAAAUCCAGCAACAAAGUUGGAGGUCAAAGGUCCUCUAAGAUCACCAGUGAUCCCUACGUUACUGUCUCCGUGUCUGGUGCUGUAAUUGCCAGAACUUUCGUGAUGAAUAACAGCGAAAACCCAAUGUGGAUGCAGCAUUUUGAUGUCCCAGUGGCUCAUAAUGCCGCGGAAGUCCACUUUGUGGUGAAAGACAAUGACAUUUUUGGCUCACAGAUUAUUGGAGCGGUCGGAAUCCCAGCCGAGCAACUAUGGUCGGGAAAUCAGAUCGAAGGGUUUUUCCCGAUCCUUAACAGUAGUGGGAAACCUUGUAAAUCAGGUGCUGUGUUGAGUUUGUCCAUUCAAUACACACCAAUGGAGAGGAUAAGCCUUUACAAAAUGGGAGUAGGGUCUGGUCCUGACUAUGUCGGAGUCCCCGGUACUUAUUUCCCAUUAAGAAAAGGCGGUAGGGUUACUCUCUAUCAGGAUGCUCAUGUUGAUGAUGAAUGUAAGCUACCAAAUAUAAAUCUUGAUGGUGGAAUUCAGUAUAGACAUGGAAGAUGCUGGGAGGAUGUGGCCAGGGCCAUAAGUCAGGCUCGAAGAUUGGUUUAUAUCACAGGCUGGUCUGUCUACCAUCCGGUUAGGCUGGUUCGGCAUAAUAAUGAUCCAACUGAUGGCACAUUGGGAGAGUUGCUUAAAUCCAAGUCACAAGAAGGUGUGAGAGUGCUGCUUCUUGUGUGGGAUGAUCCGACCUCUAGGAACAUUUUGGGCAUCAAAACUCAAGGAGUGAUGGGCACAAGCGACGAGGAGACUCGCGAGUUUCUCAAGCAUUCGUCGGUGCAAGUUCUUUUAUGUCCUAGGUCUGGUGGGAAAGGCCACAGCUUUAUAAAAAAUUCUGAAGUCGGAACAAUCUACACUCAUCAUCAAAAGACCGUGAUUGUAGAUGCUGAUGCGGGUCAGAACAGAAGAAAGAUCGUAGCUUUUGUCGGUGGGCUCGAUCUUUGCAACGGACGAUAUGAUACCCCUAAGCACUCUCUGUUUAGGACCUUGCAGACAUUGCAUAAAGAUGACUUCCAUAACCCGAAUUUUGUGACUACAGCGGAUGAUGGACCAAGGGAACCAUGGCAUGAUUUGCAUGCUCGGAUCGAUGGUCCUGCUGCCUAUGAUGUGCUCGCAAACUUUGAGGAGCGUUGGCUUAAAGCUUCAAAACCUCGAGGACUUGGGAUGCUAAAGACAUCUCGAGAUGAUUCCUUACUGAGGAUAGAAAGAAUUCCUGACAUUAUGGGAAUAUCUGAAAUUUCUACUUCUAAUGACAACGACCGAGAGUCUUGGCAUGUCCAGGUUUUCCGAUCAAUUGAUUCAAGCUCUGUCAAAGGGUUUCCAAAGGACCCCAGAGAAGCUACAAGCAGAAACCUCUUAUGUGGGAAGAACAUACUCAUAGACAUGAGCAUACAUGCUGCUUAUGUUAAGGCCAUACGCUCUGCCCAACAUUUCAUCUACAUCGAGAACCAGUAUUUUCUCGGGUCAUCCUUCAACUGGGAUUCAAACCAAGACUUGGGUGCGAAUAAUCUCAUUCCGAUGGAAAUUGCGCUCAAGAUAGCGAACAAAAUUAGGGCAGGGGAGAGGUUUGCGGUGUACAUAGUUAUUCCAAUGUGGCCGGAAGGUGCUCCAACAAGCAAACCUAUUCAGAGAAUUCUCUUUUGGCAGCAUAAAACCAUGCAAAUGAUGUAUGAAACCAUCUACAAGGCUCUCGUGGAGGUUGGUCUCGAUGGGCAGUACGAGCCGCAAGACUAUUUGAACUUCUUCUGUCUUGGAACUAGAGAGGUGCCUGAUACGACCGUCAAUGUAUAUAAUCCCCGGAAUCAAGCUCAGGCAAACCCAGUUAAGGAGCAAGUGUUGAAGAGCAGGAGAUUCAUGAUAUAUGUACAUUCCAAAGGAAUGAUAGUGGAUGAUGAGUAUGUGAUAAUAGGUUCUGCAAACAUUAACCAGAGAUCCUUGGAAGGAACCAGAGACACUGAAAUUGCAAUGGGAGGGUAUCAACCCCAUCAUACAUGGGCAAGGAAAAGAUCUCAUCCUUGUGGCCAGAUCUAUGGAUACAGAAUGUCAUUGUGGGGAGAGCAUCUAGGGUUUGUGGAGAAAGGAUUUGAGAAGCCAGAGAGCUUGGAAUGCGUCAGAAGGGUGAGGCAAGUGAGCGAGCUCAACUGGUUGCAGUUCGCAGCAGAAGAGGCGACUGAGAUGAAAGGCCAUCUCCUCAAGUACCCUCUUCAUGUCGACCGUACCGGAAAAGUCGGAGCUCUUCCUGGCUGCGACGCUUUCCCAGAUGUCGGCGGCAAGAUCUUGGGUUCGUUUCUUGCGGUGCAAGAAAACCUCACCAUCUGAAUCCCACAUGUUGUCGGAUCCUUUUUCCCACUUUAACAACGAAAGGGUCAUAAAAAAAAUAUAAAAUGUGAUUCGUGACGGACCACGAUGCUGAAUGAUUAUAGCCUUGUGUUAUAUUAUUUUUAUGUUUUUAAUUUGUGAGAAACAAUUGAAACAUCUCCUUUUCAGCUUAA
Tarenaya hassleriana is the source of this 3293-nucleotide messenger RNA. RefSeq names its product phospholipase D gamma 1-like. Gene Ontology annotation, molecular function: D-type glycerophospholipase activity; calcium ion binding. The record is from RefSeq and is a predicted model, not a curated record. Gene Ontology annotation, biological process: phospholipid catabolic process; phosphatidylcholine metabolic process. Gene Ontology annotation, cellular component: plasma membrane. Bases 550 to 3120 code for a protein of 856 amino acids. The transcript is spliced from 10 exons. NCBI's taxonomy places the organism in Eukaryota, Viridiplantae, Streptophyta, Magnoliopsida, Brassicales, Cleomaceae.